AUGGGCAACCUGACAUACACCUGGUCCUUUACCUUUGUGUUGCAAGGCAUCCCAGGGCUGGAGGAAUACCACCUGUGGUUCUCUCUGGCGGUUUGCACGGGCUACGUGAUCACUAUUGCUGGGAAUUCUAUCAUUUUACUAGUCGUAGUAUCAGAAGCAGCCCUCCAUAGACCCAUGUACUACUUCCUCUGCAUGCUGUCCGCUAUUGACUUAGCAGCCACGACCUCUACGUUGCCCAAGAUGCUUUCCAUCUUCUGGUUCCAGGCUGGGGAGAUCCAGUUUAAUACCUGUUUGGCCCAGAUGUUCUUCAUCCAUGCUUUGUGCAUGAUGGAGUCAGCGGUGCUGCUGGCCAUGGCCGUGGAUCGCUACGUGGCCAUCUGCUUCCCUCUCAGGUACAAUUCUUUCUUCACCGGCUGGGUCAUUGGGGGGGACCUUCUAGGCAUUGGCCUCUCCUACUUCUUCAUUGUCCGUGCAGUGCUGCGCCUUUCCUCCAAUGAGGCCAGGCUGAAAGCUUUUGGCACGUGUGGCUCCCACCUCUGUGUCAUCACAAUCUCGUACAGCCCAGCCCUCUUCUCCUUUCUCACUCACCGCUUUGGCCACAACGUGGCUCCCCAUGUUCACAUCCUGCUGGCCAACUUCUACCUUCUUGUUCCUCCCAUGUUGAAUCCCAUUGUCUACGGAGUGAGGACCAAGGAGAUUCGGGAACAGGUGAUUCGAGUGCUCCUCCCAAACAAGGCCAUGGUCAAAUCUAGAACUCUCUGA
Thamnophis sirtalis is the source of this 762-nucleotide messenger RNA. The record is from RefSeq and is a predicted model, not a curated record. NCBI's taxonomy places the organism in Eukaryota, Metazoa, Chordata, Lepidosauria, Squamata, Natricidae.